UAGAGAGACCCUGCGUCCUCCUUCCUGCGCCGCAAUUCGCCCGAGCGACUUCGCGCGACUCCUUUCGCUCCCUCCUCCUCCUCCGGAUUGCGGCGCGACGGCGGCCGUGAGCGCGCGGUGCUCCUCCUCCUCCUCCUCCACGCCCUCGCGCCCAGAUCCGGCCCCCAAUGGCGAGGAACCCGGCCUGCAGCGUCUACGUAGGCAACUUGGAUGAGAAGGUCCCUGAAAGAGUCUUGUAUGAGAUUCUUAUUCAGGCCGGUCAUGUAGUAGACCUACACAUACCAUGUGACAAAGAAACUGGGCGUCCCAAAGGUUUUGCUUUUGCUGAGUAUGAGACAGAGGCAGUUGCUCAGUAUGCUGUUAGACUUUUUUCAGGACUUGUUAGGCUUAAUGGUAAAACACUUAAAUUUGCGCUUUCCGGACAAGACAAGCCGUCAUCAAAUGGCAAUAAUCCAGUAAUGCCUAAACUCAACCCUAUACCAUUACCAAAGCAGCCUCAGUUUGUGCAUUCUAGUGAUACACUUGUGUCGCAUAAACCAGCAUAUCCGGUGGUAAAUGGUGGGAUUCCACAUAAUGGUUUUUCACAAGGCUAUCAUCCUUACAAUGUUCACCCUCAAGCAUUACCACCUCGACCUGUGCAUGGGCACCGAGAGUUUGUCCAUGGUACGUAUGGUUACAACAGUCAUGUAUAUGGUUCUGUUCUGAAUGCUAGCUAUGGAGGUUAUGUUGUGAAUGCUGUUGGUCAUGGAGCUAUGAGGCAACCAAUUAUUUACCCAUCCUACUAGGCAGUAGGCACCAAAGAGCGGGAGCGGGUAUACAAAGUAUGCAGGUUAAAUGUAGCUUCUUAGUUCCUUGAAUUCUCAGUAGCAUCUUGUUUGUACCCUUGCACUUCAUUUCCAUGCAUGUAUAUAGGGCUGGUAUAUCCGUUUUAUCAACAGUAAGUUGGCAACGGAAGGCUCUGCCCAGUACAUUGUACACCCUUUGUACUUGUCUAGAAGAUAGCCUGCUAGAUCUGUUCUCUUCCUUGGAAAAUAAAGAAAUGCAAUAGCGGGGGCUGUUGCACCCCUGCUGACUCACGUAUUAAUGAUCAUAUGCGUGGAUGAUUUGAGUUA
Triticum dicoccoides is the source of this 1112-nucleotide messenger RNA. Its product is annotated as splicing regulator RBM11-like. Gene Ontology annotation, molecular function: RNA binding. The coding region runs from base 168 to 785 and encodes 205 amino acids. The record is from RefSeq and is a predicted model, not a curated record. The transcript is spliced from 4 exons. Lineage: Eukaryota; Viridiplantae; Streptophyta; Magnoliopsida; Poales; Poaceae.